Messenger RNA from Cimex lectularius (bed bug), 3327 nucleotides. Its product is annotated as zinc finger protein 600-like. The transcript is spliced from 5 exons. Gene Ontology annotation, molecular function: DNA-binding transcription factor activity, RNA polymerase II-specific; RNA polymerase II cis-regulatory region sequence-specific DNA binding. Gene Ontology annotation, biological process: regulation of transcription by RNA polymerase II. Bases 212 to 2101 code for a protein of 629 amino acids. The record is from RefSeq and is a predicted model, not a curated record. Lineage: Eukaryota; Metazoa; Arthropoda; Insecta; Hemiptera; Cimicidae.
AGGGUCGCUGGCAAGACUGCAAGCUGGUAACUGGGAAUGCAAAGUACAAUGGCGAAGGUAGUCGAUAAGUUGUAAACAAGUGUCACGAAUUCAUAUCCCGAACUGAUGAUAAGCCGGAAUUUUGCUGGGAGCGGAUUGAGCCUUCGAGACUUUACAGAAGGGAAAUCGAGAUCCGUUUUUCACAUCGAGUCACGAAGGACAUAUUAAACACAUGUUAAGAUGUAACACAGAGCGGGUUUUGGAUUCAAUAAAAGCCGUCUCGGACCAUCUAUCUGAAAGGAUUUCCUUGGAUUCAAAUGAAGAGACGAUCAAUUCUUGUUACCUUAAAAACAAUGAUGCCAAGUCAAACCCAGUGGCUGUAACACCAGGAAGGAUUGGUGCUCAACGUAUAAAGCCUGAGCUGAACGCUCCUCCUAAGACCGAUGAUACCUCUUUCAACAUGAACAACAACCUCAUGUUCCGUAGUAUGUUUUUUAUGAAUGAUGAACCGAGGCAUUUUCUCGCCCCUCACAUCCCUGUGCUACCGAACGAGUCUGAGUAUUUCCAGCGCAAGCAGCUGGCAGGUGGCAGCAGCCAGACGAACGUCGCAUCUCAGACGACAAAUGUGGAAAUGCAGGUCCAACAGAAACCCGUCGUCCUGAAACAAAGACCACACACCUGUGAAGAGUGCGGAAAAACAUUCCUUUUAAAGCAUCACCUCGCUACGCACAUAAGAGUGCACACGGGAGAAAGACCGCACGUAUGUCCUGAAUGCGGGAAGACGUUCGCUCUUAAACACUGCCUAAGUACUCACCUCCUCCUCCACAGUGCAGAAAGGCCAUACAAAUGCAAUGAGUGCAACAAAUCGUUUACGCUUAAACAUCAUCUUGUCAGCCAUGAAAAAAUGCAUACAAGAGAUAGGCCAUUUGAGUGUCGUGAAUGUGGACAGACCUUUGCCCAGAAAAGGCACUUAAGUACCCAUCUGAAAUUUCACUCGGGAGAGAGGCCAUUUUCAUGUCAGGUUUGUGGAGAGACAUUUACGCGCGAAGAGCAUUUGGUGAUGCAUUCUCGUUUCCACGGAGGCCUCCAGCCGUACAUCUGCAGUGACUGUGGGGCUGGCUUCUUGAGAAAGUUUCAACUUGUUGAACACGAGAGGCAGCAUGGAAGGUGCCCUGAUGCCUGUCCGACAUGCGGGAAGGAGUUCCUUCAAAAAAGGACUUUACUUCUUCAUGUCAGGACAUGCGGUCUCACACCAAACCCUCACUCUCACAACUUAGAUCAAAACACAAACCUUUCAAAAGUUUGCAAGGAAUGUGGUGAAGCUUUUUCCAGUGCAGAAGGGCUGGCUCUUCAUGUUAGAUUGCACAUAGGCGACCAUAGUUUUCUUUCGGAUAUUUGUAGUUUGGCAGCUUCGUUAAAGCAAGCCGCUGGAACACAAACACAAUUAUUCCAAAAAAAGUCUCACUCAUGCCCAGACUGUAACAGGAGUUUCACACAGAAACACGGCCUUAAUCAGCACCUGCUUCGGUAUCCGAACGGUGCUUGCAAACUAAAACCAUACAGAUGUGAAAAAUGUGGGAAGGCGUUUUCACAGAAAAAUCAUUUAGUCCUUCACGAGAGGCAACACAUGGAGCCGAGCGAAAGAAGUGAGUUGACAAAAAGGCAUCAAAAUUCGCUGGAAAACAGUCAGACAAAUUUAAUGCAACAGUUAGAACUUUCCGGUUCUGUUCAACCACAACAACAACAACAACAUCAACAAUCUCAGCAGCAACAAACACAGCAACAGCAACAUCACCCGAUACAGCACUUGCAGAAACCCCACGCAUCCAUCCAUGAACGUUCAAUGGAAACACUCCCUGUUGACAGGACUGAAUUAAACAAACACCGCUUGAUGGACACCAAUCAGAUGAUGAGACAUAUAGAAAUGAACGAGCAGGCCCGGCAACAACAGCAGCAUCAAAUGAACAUUAGUAAUCAAAAAGGCCACUUGGUCCUCCAUGACAGGCAAUUGGAGACUGCCGAGAGAACAGACUUGAAACAUAACAGUUUAGACCAGAUGGACAGUACCCAGACGACGAUUAUGCGUCACUUGGAACACCCAUUGAACCAUAACUCUCAGUGAUCCUUCUUAAUUUAGUUUUUCAUUCCAUAAUUCCCUUUUUACAUUAAAGAUCCUGUAGAUAUUAGACGUGUUAAGUUAUUUAGGCGAGUAGUCAUAUUUUUAGGCUUUUGAAAAUGAGCUUUAAUUCUUUAAACAAAAGAGAAAGUAUUUUGUUUUGAAGGAUGAAAGGAAAUAUACCACAGCUUCUCAAACUUUUACAAAUUCGAUGUAUUCCAAGUAUUAGCAAAUUUUACCAUUUGUUUUAGGUUUUCAGAUAUUUUGAUAUUGUGUCGUUGUAAGUGUUUCAUGCAUCACUAGUGUGUAUAUACAGUUAAUUGGAUGUGUAACUCCCGACUGCGUAAAUAGUGUGACACACUAUAUGAAUAAAUAUAGAUACAACACAAAUAAAUAAUGAAAUUUUCAUAAUUCAUAUUUUAUUUUAUUUUUGAAUGUAGUAUUACCAUUGUUACUAUUAAAAUUAAAUACCAAACAGCAUUGAAUGAAAUCAAAUCCAUGAUAACUUUACUUUUUACUAAGAAUUAAAAUAUUAUUUACAGCAAGUCAAUUAUUUGGGGAAUAUAUCAAUAAAUCGCAUUAAUAUUUUAUUUUGCUUGGGCUUUGUGCUUUAUUGAACUUUGCAGCGCUUUUGUUUAAACUUUUUAUUUCUCAUUUGGUUGGGAAGGCCUCCUCUACCAAUUUUUCAAUUUGGCGGUGGAGGUGUUUGUGACCGCAUCAGUCACCACAGAAAUCAGCAGCCCAAAGUUCGAACCCAACAUACAUUUUUUUUUCUAAAAACCCUAGCAUCCCUAAUCUCUGCUGUACCAAACUCCCAGUAAUAAUAGUAACAAUUAAAAAAAAAAAAAGUGAAGUUCAACAUGAGUUCACCAACCCACCAUCCAAGUUCAAUGAAACACAAAUCUCAAAUAAAAUUAAAUAAACAGCCAAAAAAGAAGAAAACAAUAUUUUAUUUUGCCUUUCUCAGUGUCACAUUUAUACUAGCAUUAUAUCUUUUCAUAUCUGUCUUUGUUCUCUGCAAAAGAAAUAGAACAGUAUGAGCAUUGCAUUAAUGAAAAAAGGGAUCUUGUUCAAUUUUAAUUAUACCUGGUUUUGUAGUAUGUGAUUGUAUGAUCCCAUUUUGAUAAUUGAAUGAGCAAGCCCAUACAUAGUGAUUGAUCAUCCUGACCAGAAGUUAACAUAGCAACUAGCUGUAAAGUAAUUGAGGGAAGGGGGAAGAAGAGAGAGAGAGA